AUGACGGCCGAUGGUUCCGCGAUUCAAGCUCUGCAGGCCGAGGCAUCGUCGACUGGCGCGACGCAUCCGUCAAACGACAAGUCGCUCAACUCGGAGAUGCCGUCACGAACGUCUUCACAAUCACCCCUCAAACGCAAGUCUCCGAUGGCCAGUCCAGCUAAAUAUUUGGCAAGUGGAUCUACUACUACUGUCAAUACAUCUUCGCCGGCAAAGCCGCCAUCAAGACCAUGGGAUAAGUUGUUCAGCAUGGAGUAUCAUAGUUGA
This is a messenger RNA of Exophiala mesophila, 264 nucleotides long. RefSeq lists its product as uncharacterized. NCBI's taxonomy places the organism in Eukaryota, Fungi, Ascomycota, Eurotiomycetes, Chaetothyriales, Herpotrichiellaceae. Bases 1 to 264 code for a protein of 87 amino acids. The transcript has a single exon. The record is from RefSeq and is a predicted model, not a curated record.